Messenger RNA from Triplophysa dalaica, 700 nucleotides. RefSeq names its product chromosome 2 C19orf53 homolog (gene c2h19orf53). The transcript has 3 exons. NCBI's taxonomy places the organism in Eukaryota, Metazoa, Chordata, Actinopteri, Cypriniformes, Nemacheilidae. The record is from RefSeq and is a predicted model, not a curated record. Bases 38 to 343 code for a protein of 101 amino acids.
UUCGCCACUAACUUCCGGUUGCGAUCAGAUCGUAAAAAUGGCGCAAGGUAAACAAAAACUUAAAGCGCAGCGACCCGGAUUAGCGAAAAAACAACAUACAAAGACAAAAGGACUCAAGAAGGGAGGCAGGAUUAUCGCACCCAAAAAAGCUCGUAUUGUCCAACAACAGAAACUCCAGAAGGAUUUGGAUGUGGCUAUUAGAAAUAAGAUCGAACACGAGGUCACACAGAAAGCCAGCACAAAUCUACACAAGAAACUGAGUGUGUUGAAAACUCCAGGAAGGAGGACUGGACCAGCCGGACCCCCAAAUCCUGGAUCAUCUGCUUCUGGAUCAUCCAAAUGACCUGUUUAUUUGAAAAACGUCGUUUACUGUAUGGCCGCUAGGUGGCGGUAGAGGCCAUAGAAUGAAGACUAAAAACCUCAACCUGGAUUCAACGGGACAUUAGUCUUUGAAAGCGGACUCGUAUAUUUAUCAUGAUCUUGGAAACUGUGCAGCUAUUGUGCUUCUAGUAUAUCCUCUAUAUAUAGAAUAAAAUCAGAUCUGAUUGUCAUCUUACAUAUUAUUGAUUUACGUUAUACACCACAUUUAACAUGUUUUGCUCUUUUAGAGGCUUUUAUCAUGUUUUUUUGGGGUGUUUAACAAUGGAUGUUCAUGUUUCUAAUAAAAAAAUAAAUAGGCUUUAUAUUUCACAUAUUUUAA